This is a messenger RNA of Penicillium mononematosum, 1629 nucleotides long. RefSeq lists its product as uncharacterized. Lineage: Eukaryota; Fungi; Ascomycota; Eurotiomycetes; Eurotiales; Aspergillaceae. Gene Ontology annotation, biological process: transmembrane transport; basic amino acid transport. Gene Ontology annotation, cellular component: fungal-type vacuole membrane. Gene Ontology annotation, molecular function: basic amino acid transmembrane transporter activity. The coding region runs from base 1 to 1629 and encodes 542 amino acids. The transcript has 4 exons. The record is from RefSeq and is a predicted model, not a curated record.
AUGAUUGUGAUAUACAAGAAAAUCAAGAAACGCAAUGAGCGGAAACGCUUGAAUUCUGCAGUUCCAUACUGCCUACAAGCCCUAGAUACAACGAUCAUAGCCUCAGCUCUACCAUUCAUCGCAGAGGAUUUCAACCAAAUCAAACAACUAAACUGGAUAAUCUCCGUCUUCAACCUCACAUCAGCCGCCUUCCUCUUCUUCUGGGCCCAGCUAACCGACCUCUUCGGCCGCCACAUCAUCCUCCAAUCCGCAAUCUUCAUAAUGAUGAUCGGCUCCGCAGUCUGCACCGGCGCCCCAACAUCAUCAUUCAGCGUCCUCCUCCUCGGCCGGGCUCUCCAAGGCAUCGGGGCCGCAGGCGUCAACAUCUCCAUCCGCACCAUCCUCGCCGACCGCGUCUCCCUCGCCGAAUACGCAGUCAACUGGACCGUUUUCGCCCUCGUCUCCGGCAUCGGAUUCAGCAUCGGGCCCGUGAUAGGCGGGUAUCUGACGCAGGCGUCGUGGCGCUGGUGUUUCGCGAUCAAUCUUCCCAUCGCAGUUGUCGCAAUGGUUGUUGUCGUUCUCGUUCUGCGGACGGAGUUACAGGGUCCGCAGACUAUCCCCGAAAUAGAAGACAGAGGUAUCUCGACUCGGUCUGGUCGGUUCCUUGCCAGAAUAUCGACUAUCGACUACGGUGGCCAGAUGCUCUUCCUUUGGGGAUUUGGUCUGCUUAUUCUCGCUUUGACGUGGGCGGGUGGUACGUACUCGUGGAGAUCCGUCGCCGUCCUCGCGCCCAUGGUUAUCGGUGCUGUUCUGGCCAUUGCUUGGGUCGUCUAUGAGCGCUGUAUGGUGCCUGGCGCGUUAAUGGCACGGGUCCUCCCGCGUCAAAAGGCUAUGGUGCCGUGGGAAUUACUGAGACAGCGCGAUAUCGGCUUGUUGUUUCUGAUUAAUUUCUCGAUCGGGAUAGCCAUGUUUGCCGUUAUGUAUUUUAUGGAUAUAUACUUUACGCUCGUGGAAGGGAGGAGCUCUAGCGAUGCUGGUAUCGCUCUGCUAUUUUUCCUUCCUGGUCUUGCUGCUGGACUUUACAUGGCAAUGUUCUCCUCGAACGUCUGGCCCCGACAAACCUUCCCAGCCCUCUUUCUGGGCAGUAUAACGUCUGCUGUAGGGAUGACUGUGCUGGCAUGGGGCGUGCAAGCAGGCAGAACAAACCUCAUCUACGGCAUGAUGGCGCUAGUUGGACACGGGGUCGGGAUGAGAAUGAACCCGGCGUCUAUGCAUGGAUUGGCGUAUUUCCCUACUAUGACGGCGCAGAUUACGUGUCUUGCUUCGUUUGCGGUUCCGUUUGGGGGACUGUUGGGAUUGACUAUUAUGUCGACGGUGUUUACGAAUAAGAGUGGGGUUGGGCAGACAGAUGCUAAAGAUGGUGUUAUGUGGGCUUUUAUUGCCAUGAUGCCGGUUAUGUGGCUGUCUGUUUUGAUUACUACUUUCCUUGGGAAUGUGUGGAUCUUGAAGGAGGGGGGUCAUGAGGUUGUUAAUGGUUCUUAUCUUUGGGGUUUGGUAUUUGGGAGGGAUAUUGUGAGAGAACGGAGGGAUUGGGGGAGGAGGUGGGGGAUGUUGAGGGGAUUGUUUAGAGAGAUUAUAUACAGGGCUUGA